AUGAUGAGGGCUGCGGUCCUGUGGGGCCUGCUGGUCGUCCUCUGUCAGCACACUCUGGUGAGCGGACACGUACUGGGACGGCCGUCCGCGACCAGUGACCUCGCCCAGCUCAAGUCCUUGCUGCAGCGUUUCGAGGAGACUCUGGCAGAAGCGGCCCAGGAGGAGGAAAACCCUGCAACAGAUUAUGAAGGAACAAACACGGAGCCUGAAAACAGCCAAACCAGCCGAGGAUGGAGCCCGGAGCUGGAGGUGGAGCAGGAAGCACUGAUACCAGAAAGAUCUCAGUCAGCAGCUGAGGGCCACAGCCGGGCGGCGGCAGCGAGCGUGAGGAGCCGCCUGCAGGACCUGCUGCUCAGCGCCAGGAAACGGACCUCGGGAUGCUUCGGAGCAAGGAUGGACCGGAUAGGAAACGCCAGCGGACUGGGAUGCAACAACGGAAGAGGUAGGAGACGAAAUCUUUGA
This is a messenger RNA of Cheilinus undulatus (humphead wrasse), 462 nucleotides long. It is a transcript of the gene nppa, whose product is annotated as natriuretic peptide A. The record is from RefSeq and is a predicted model, not a curated record. Gene Ontology annotation, biological process: negative regulation of systemic arterial blood pressure; neuropeptide signaling pathway; receptor guanylyl cyclase signaling pathway. Gene Ontology annotation, cellular component: cytoplasm; nucleus; extracellular region. Gene Ontology annotation, molecular function: hormone activity; hormone receptor binding. Bases 1 to 462 code for a protein of 153 amino acids. The transcript has 2 exons. Lineage: Eukaryota; Metazoa; Chordata; Actinopteri; Labriformes; Labridae.